Messenger RNA from Neodiprion fabricii, 2088 nucleotides. Its product is annotated as probable chitinase 2. NCBI's taxonomy places the organism in Eukaryota, Metazoa, Arthropoda, Insecta, Hymenoptera, Diprionidae. Gene Ontology annotation, biological process: carbohydrate metabolic process; chitin catabolic process. The transcript is spliced from 9 exons. Gene Ontology annotation, cellular component: extracellular region. The coding region runs from base 204 to 1595 and encodes 463 amino acids. The record is from RefSeq and is a predicted model, not a curated record. Gene Ontology annotation, molecular function: chitinase activity; chitin binding.
GUGCAUCUUAUAGGAGCGCUCACAAUCAGUCUAUCUUUAUAAGGCCUAUGGGAAUUUCGGAGUGUCCCUUCCACUCGUCGCUGAACUACAGUUACCCUCGCUGCUAGUCGGUGCACCGCUUCCAUCACCACCAGCUCGAGUGAAAGUCGACAGACAGUGCGGAGAGUAGAUACGGUGUGAAUAUACUAACGAGAGUGACGACAAUGGGAAAUCACCUCGGCUUUGUUACAUCGGGAGCUUUUCUAAUUAUUUUCGCUGCUGCCCUUAUUGCCCUACAGACUGUUAACAGUUUACAAGCAACGACGAGACCUCAACACGACAAGGUGGUCGUGUGUUAUGUUUCCUCAUGGGCGAUCUACAGACCCGGCAAUGGACGAUUCGGUUUCGAUGAGCUCCAGGCCGAGCACUGUACCCACCUGGUGUACGCCUUCGCCGGACUAAACGCCUCGACAUCCUCCAUUCGUAGCAUCGAUCCAUGGGCAGACCUCGAGGAAGGCGGUGCGAAAGGAGGAUACAAGAGAAUGACUGAACUCCGGAACAAGCAUCCUGGACUGAAAGUGACCAUAGCCAUCGGAGGCUGGAACGAAGGCAGUGCUAACUACUCCGAACUAGCGGCAUCUCCGCAAAGGAGGCAAACUUUUGUCAACAGCGCUGUUGAUUUCGUUAGGAAGUAUAAUUUCGACGGACUCGACCUCGAUUGGGAAUUCCCUGCGCAACGAGGUGGGGCUCCUCAUGACAAAGAAAACUUUGUCCUUCUUGCGAAGGACCUGAGCACCGCCUUCAGGAGCAGGGGGCUUCUGUUGACGGCGGCACUUGGGGCCGGCAUCGCGACUAUCAACGCUGCCUAUGACGUUGCCCGGCUCUCCGAAUACCUCGACUACAUCCACGUGAUGGCCUACGACUACCACGGGGCGUGGAACAUGAAAGUUCUCUCCAAUGCGCCCUUGAGACGCGCCGCCGACCAGCUGAGCGUCGAAGAUUCGAUCCAGCACUUACUCAAGCUUGGUGCUCCGCGGAGAAAAUUGGUUCUGGGGCUACCGACCUAUGGGCGCACCUUCGUUCUUACUAGUCUCCUAAGUGGCGCGAACGAUAGUCCGAUCGGUGCCGAAGCCAUGUCCACAGGAUUCCAAGGACCUUAUACUCGAGAGAAUGGUUUUAUGGGUUACAACGAGAUCUGUAGCGAACUGGUGAAGGAAAAGAAUGGGUGGCGAACGGGCUGGGACAAGGCCAGUGGAACAGCAUGGGCAGUCAAGGGGGACAAAGCGAUUACCUUCGACAACCCGAACAGCAUGAUGAUGAAGGCUGAUUAUGCCGCGGAAAUGAAGCUGGCCGGCGUAAUGGUGUGGAGCAUUGACACUGACGACUUUUUGGGAACCUGCGCAAAUAUUCACGCUGAAAAAUUGGACCCUCUUUUGGGAUUGGAUUAUCCUCUGAUGCGUUCGAUCAAUUUUGCUCUAUCUCGAGCCCCGAGUAGCCACGACAGUAAUGACAAUCUCGUUCCGGACGACGUCGAACCCCCGAUACCGGAUAGCGGCCUGCAGGCUUCCUUAAGCAGCGUCAUUUUAAUCAUCUCCCUAGUAUCGAGUCUGUGCUAAAGACACCUAUUUUCUUCCAAGUUGCAGACUUCUUACUGCAAAGCUCAUUAGGAUUUUUAUAACCUGAUCUGGUAAAAUUUUCUAAGGAAAAAACUUUUUUCUCUGCCCUGUUAGCUUCUCGAAAAGAGAAAAAUAUACAUUAUAUACAGGGUGUACACUGUACACGUACCUCGCGAUAUUCCUAAAUGAUAGAAACAGUUAUAUAUUAAGUUUCUUGCAAGGUAAUUGUAAUAUCAAAUUAAAAUUCGUAACGUUAAUGUAACAGAGCAUUUUUGAAAAAAAAAUUUAAUUCUUUCAAUAUAAUCGGGAAGUUGGAACACGGUAAUAUUUUUUUAAAAAUAUCGUUUCAUUAACGUUACUGAAUUCAACGUCGUACUGUAAUUGUAAAAUAAAUAUACUGACUUUGUGAUUAUACGUCUAUAGGUCAGCAUUUAUUAUUCUAUAGAAUACUACUAUUAUAUUCGUUAAUAAAAUAUUCUAUGUUACUCAGAAA